CCCGAACGACCCUGCUCCGGGGUACCCACUUCACUCCGCGACCCCCCACAAGAGGCGGUAUUUAGAAGUAACAAGCCACUUUCAACUCUGUGACUUGCCCCCUAGGCAGCACUGCUUCAUGACAGUUAUAACGUGUUUAGAGUAGAAUUAAUGUCUGCAUUAGUCUCCUUGCAACAGUUCCCUACGCUUGGGUUGUCCCCGGAAUGCCAGUUGUUAUUCUCUAGCGCCGUUGUGAGAACGCGUUGUUAUCAGUUAGCUGUUAUCAUGCGAUACGCCAUCUGAUACAAAUGGCUCGGCCUGUUUAUGUUCCCUUUACGAAUCUCAUUCGCCGGACUGAUGAUCAAGUUUCGUUUGCCGGGGAUCAGCCUUGGCCUGGUCAUCAUGUGCCAAGUUUUCGGGUCGCUGACUAGUGGUACCAUUGAGAUGGCUAGGCAGACUGCCGUCAUGGCUUUUGUUCCAUGCCAUGAGGUAACUUUUGGCCUUGCCCUGCUUUCCAUUGUUACCGGUGUUGGUGCCGCCAUUAAAUCAUCCAAUAGUGAUGCCACCAGGACCAACUUGAUGCCGUCGAAGCUGGCAGCUUAUCCCCCAGAAGAUCUCAAGCGCGAGGCUUUACUUAUACAUGAUGACCUUACAAGACAGCUGAGUUUUGAAUGGGGAAGCUCUGACAGGGAUGGGAUCGUACUCGUCUAGGGCGAGACACUCAAAAUAAAGCUCAUCGAGUAGCUGGCGACGCUGGCUGGACCGGUUGUUUGGGUAGGGAGGAGUCAUGGAUGGCAAUGACCGCCAGAUUCGGCCCGGAGUUGUGGGCCCCGGAAUCAUCGAACGCGUAGAUGAGAAGUGUUGCAUAACAGGGGCAUGCCUUGC
Colletotrichum navitas is the source of this 864-nucleotide messenger RNA. RefSeq lists its product as uncharacterized. The transcript has a single exon. Bases 304 to 690 code for a protein of 128 amino acids. The record is from RefSeq and is a predicted model, not a curated record. NCBI's taxonomy places the organism in Eukaryota, Fungi, Ascomycota, Sordariomycetes, Glomerellales, Glomerellaceae.